Messenger RNA from Echinostoma caproni, 1536 nucleotides. The record is from the annotation of a GenBank genome assembly. NCBI's taxonomy places the organism in Eukaryota, Metazoa, Platyhelminthes, Trematoda, Plagiorchiida, Echinostomatidae.
AUGGCCGCUUCAAUCACUGACCUCCAACAAGUGGCGUGUUCUUUUGACAAUCCAAGUCGUUCAUUGCACCAAAUUAUGCUCAAUCUGCUGGAGGAUAAUGAGGUAGAAACCCGCCGCAUUGCCACAUCACAACUUAAAGAUUUUUGCCUAGUCAGUCCACAACAAAUUCUGCUGACUGUUUUACUCCCCCAACUGCGAGAACAUUUGUUCAUGGAGCAGGAAGAAUCGGUGCGUGCCGAAUUGGUUCGCUGUGCGGUUUCCCUACUACCUUCGAUUCGUCGCGAGGAUUCAUUACCCCUGGUCCAGCAUAUCCUGUCCUUUUUGAAUGAUAGCGUCGCUCAAUCCAAACAGUAUGUGUUUCAACAUUUCUCCGAAUUGGUUGCUCUGAUGCCCACGAACGAGGUACAGUUAACACUAUUGCCGAGCCUACUGCGCCUUUGGCAAGAUAAAAACUGGCGUGUUCGUUUGGGUGUCGUUCAGUCCGUCCCCUGUCUGUACCCGAAUUUGCCGGAAUCCUGCGUUCGAGAAACUGUAUUGCCAGCCAAUCUGGCCUGGUUGCGCGAUCCUUCUUGGUACGUUCGUGAGUGUGCUUGUCGUAGUCUGGCUCGUUUGCUUCGAGCGUUUCCCGGACUGUGCAAAGAAGUACUGAAUGGCGUAGGUCAGAAGGCCGCCGCUGCUGCGGCAGCCGCCGUGACUGGUCAAACUCAAUCCCCGAACGCAAACAAUACAACAUCAACGACCGCGACUGGUGGUGCAGGAACCUCAAACAAUACAGCCGCGUCCUUGAACUCUCCAGCAAACACCUCAUCGAUCGGGAAUACCACAUCCCCGGGUGGCCAAAAUCAAACCAACCCGGACACCAAUAAUCCUUCAAACCCCGGCUCCGUUUCCGGGAUGACCAAUUCCUCGUUCGCCGUGAACGCGAGCAACUCAACGCUCAAUUCAAUCAAUGCCCUCACUGCUCAAGCGGCUGCUGGUGGCUUAAAAGCACUGGCCACUGAUACCAACUAUCAUCUGCGGCAAAUAUACAUAACAGCUGUCCAGACUAUCUGGGGUCCUGGUAUACCUGAUGAAUCCCCCUACAGCGCGACUGGAGAUAAUCCCGACAUGGGAAUUUGUCUCCCGGGGGUACGUAACGCAUACACGGCUGUUUCCACCAAACAAUCCGGUUCCAUUCCUGUUCCCGAAUGUUGCCAGCCUCCACCACAACUACCUGGCACGCAUUUAUCGACCUGCGCGAGUCAGCUACUUCGUUUGGCCGCGGAGGAUGUUGUUGCAAAUGUCCGUAUUUGUGCCGUUCAAGCCCUACAGCUUGUGUCCGGCGGCUUGGAUAAGAAGUUUGUUCAAAAGGAGGUGUUACCUGCUUUGAAGAAGAUCGCCGAAAGUGAUUCAGAUGCAGAUGUACGAUUUUAUGCGAUUGAAAGCAUGACUGUUCAAAACCCCAGUCGUGUCGUUCGAACACAGAGCAUCAUCUAUCUAGUCUGUUUCAUGCAUCGGUUCACAGUUUCGGUCGCCCUGAACCUCGACGCCUUCUAA